AGAGUGAGCCGGUCGCUCCGGGGGGCGGGGGGAGCAGCGCCGCGGCCGCCGCCGCCUCCGCCUCCGCCGCCUGGGACUAGGGGGUGGGGGGCGGACGAGUCCCGAUGCCGGGGGAGACGGAAGAGCCGAGACCCCCGGAGCAGCAGGACCAGGAAGGGGGAGAGGCGGCGGCGGCCAAGGCGGCUCCGGAGAAGCCCCAACAACAGCCCCCUGAAGCGGCGGCGGCGGCCCCUGGGGGGACCACUAGCAGCCGCGUGCUGAGGGGAGGUCGGGACCGGGGCCGGGCCGCUGCGGCCGCCGCCGCCGCUGUGUCCCGCCGGAGGAAGGCCGAGUAUCCCCGCCGGCGGAGGAGCAGCCUCAGCGCCAGGCCUCCCGACGCCCCAGGGCAGCAGUCCCAGGCCGCGAAGCCCCCGUCUCCAGCUCAGGGCAAGAAGAGUCCGCGACUCCUAUGCAUAGAAAAAGUAUCAUCUGACAAAGAUCCCAAGGAAGAGAAAGAGGAAGAAGGUUCUACUGUCCCUCAGGAAGUUUCCGUUGCCGCAACUAAGCCUAGUCGGGGCUGGCGCAGCAGUAGCAGGACAUCUGCCUCUCGGCAUCGUGACACAGAGAACACCCGAAGCUCUAGGUCCAAGACUGGUUCAUUGCAACUCAUCUGCAAGUCAGAACCAAAUACAGAUCAGCUUGAUUAUGAUGUUGCAGAAGAGCAUCAGUCUCCAGGUGGCAUUAGCAGUGAUGAGGAGGAAGAGGAGGAAGAAGAGAUGUUGAUCAGUGAAGAAGAAAUACCAUUCAAAGAUGAUCCAAGAGAUGAGACCUACAAACCCCACUUAGAAAGGGAAACCCCAAAGCCACGGAGAAAAUCAGGGAAGGUGAAAGAAGAGAAAGAGAAGAAAGAAAUAAAAGUGGAAGUAGAGGUAGAGGUGAAAGAAGAAGAGAAUGAAAUUAGAGAAGAUGAGGAGCCUCCUAGGAAGAGAGGAAGAAGGCGAAAAGAUGACAAAAGUCCACGAUUACCCAAAAGGAGGAAAAAGCCUCCAAUCCAGUAUGUCCGGUGUGAGAUGGAAGGAUGUGGAACUGUUCUUGCUCACCCUCGCUAUUUGCAGCACCACAUUAAAUAUCAGCAUUUGCUGAAGAAGAAAUACGUAUGUCCCCAUCCCUCCUGUGGACGACUCUUCAGGCUCCAGAAGCAACUUCUACGACAUGCCAAACAUCAUACAGAUCAAAGAGAUUAUAUCUGUGAAUACUGUGCUCGAGCCUUCAAGAGUUCCCACAAUCUGGCAGUGCACCGGAUGAUUCACACUGGCGAGAAGCCAUUACAAUGCGAGAUCUGUGGAUUUACUUGUCGGCAAAAGGCAUCCCUUAAUUGGCACAUGAAGAAGCAUGAUGCAGACUCCUUCUACCAGUUUUCUUGCAAUAUCUGUGGCAAAAAAUUUGAGAAGAAGGACAGCGUAGUGGCUCACAAAGCAAAAAGCCACCCUGAGGUGCUGAUUGCCGAAGCUCUGGCUGCCAAUGCAGGCGCCCUCAUCACCAGCACAGAUAUCUUGGGCACUAAUCCAGAGUCCCUGACACAACCUGCAGAUGGUCAGGGUCUUCCUCUUCUUCCUGAGCCCUUGGGAAACUCCACCUCUGGAGAGUGCCUCCUGCUAGAAGCUGAAGGGAUGUCAAAGUCAUACUGUAGUGGGACGGAACGGGUGAGCCUGAUGGCUGAUGGGAAGAUCUUUGUGGGAAGUGGCAGCAGUGGGGGCACUGAAGGGCUGGUCAUGAACUCGGAUAUACUCGGUGCUACCACAGAGGUUCUGAUUGAAGAUUCAGACUCUACUGGACCUUAGAGGAAGGGAAGACUUUGGGCACUGGGACAGCUAAGACUUUGUAUUUAAAAGACAAAAAGGACAAAAAAAAAAAUUUAAAGCAUUUAAAAUCUAGUAAAAUAACUGAAGGGCCUGCUCUUUCCAUUGUGGAUCACAGCACACAAACACACACACACACACACACACACACACACACACACACACACACACACACACACACACCCACCCACCCACCCUCUUCUCCCUCUGUUGUCCCCUUUAUAAAGUUGAUGUUGCCUUUACCAGAAAGCUAGACAAAGAAGCAGCAGCAGCUCUUAAAGUAACGGUUAUUCUUAUACUCAGUUCCAUCCAGGCAGACUUCCUGCUCAUCAGCAGAUCCCCCUUUUCAGCCUGUAACUCUGAUGUGCUCUGGAUCAGCUUUUAACUCUUAAUAAUAUAUUAAUACUCUCUAAACCCCUUCUCUUCCUUUACUGCUUCCCUAUGGUUCUGGCUUCUAUCCCCUGCAGCACAUGUAUCUUCAAAGUAUCAUGUAAUUCUAAUCUCUGGAGGCUGGCAGCUUGACUUGGCACUUUAGGGCCCCUUAGCAGGGUGAGCUGUUAAAACAGCACACACCUCUCACCCCUUUCCCUCCAUUCCCCCUGGGUUUAGGGAAGGAAGGAUACAUGGGGACCACCUCCUGCCUCUUCACCUCACCGCCUUCCUCAGUCCCCCUCCCAGCACCUCCAUAAGGUUCUCAGUGCUGCUCACUUGCUUUGCAAGCAGGCUCCCAGCAGGGAGGGAGCUACCGUCUACAUGGUCUCUCUGACCAUGCGACAGGGUUCUGUAUCAGUGAGACAGUGAGAAAAGUCCCAGACUAGUGGCAGAAAUUUGCACUUUGAACAUGUGUGUUUUUGUGUUGUGGAACCUGAGAUUCCUUAUUUAUUAACAAAGUCUGAUUUUUUUUUUUUUUUGUCUUUGUUGCUAUAUUUUGUGGGGCUGGGAGAGAUUAGAUUAUUCUGACAUGGGGUCCUGAGAGAUUAGAUUAUUCUGACAUGGGGUCCUUUGCAUAAGAGGUACUUGUAGAAGGCAAGAUAAUAGGGUUGAAGAAGCACAGCCAGCCUCUAAAAUCAUAGCCCUCUAGUGGCCUUUAAAGAAAGCUGGUCCUCAGCACUAACAAAAUCACUACAGUAGCCUAGUGCUUUUCCGGAAACCUCUUUAGGGAAGGAUGUUAGGUUUGUGGUAAUUAGUGGUCUGAGUUUUUAGAGCAUCGAGAUUUAGGAAUUUUGAGGGGGUGAGGAAGGUUGUCCAGGGUCUGAAUUACAGAUAAAAGGUUUUCUCUUGUGAAUUUGUUGAUUUUCUUUUUUGUCCCCAUCAUUUCUUUAUACAGACCUCCCUGUUAUCCCAGCUCUGGCCCCUUGCUUUGCUUUUCCUUUUGCUUUUGCUUUGCUUUGCUUUGCUUUAUCAUUGGUUCAUUCCAGCUCCAAAUUAGUGAAGGACACUGCCAUCAGUGAAGGAAUAGUCUGAGUCAUACAGUUGUAAGUAAAAGAAAAUUGCUCUGUUUUGUUUCCCUUUUAAUAACACUUCAGAAGAAGAAAGGCUUCAACAAAGUUAAUAAUCUGUAUAAUGCUUUGGCUUUCACCUGAAAUUGUAGGAAUGAUCAUUUCCCUCGAGGUAGGGAUUUUCAUGAGGUGGAUUACUUACUACUGUCCAUGGGAGAGACAGUUUUGUACAACUUCAUAACUUCCAGAAGACUAAAAACCUAUUUUGGCUCAUUUUUAGAGAAUUAGAAGGGCAGUCUAUCCUACGUACCUCAGAAACUGGAAUUAAAGGCUUGCCCCAUUCAUUGUUUGUCAGAAAUGUAUGAUGGCUGUUGGAAAGAAUGAAGUUUUGCUGAGAACAAAAUAAGGAACAGCUUGUUUUUUCACAAACACUAAAAUUACAAAGUUUAUCAGUUUUCUCUUUUGAUUUUUUUUUUCCCCAAAAAGAAGGGUAACAAAACCUCAUCUCUGAAAGAGUCUUACUUUACACCCACUAGUGUCAGUGGUUGGGAUGCCAGGGAACAGGGAGUGAAACACCUGCAGUGAACAGUCUUAAAUGUACUGUUGUUUCUUUUCGGUUUUGCAGAUUUGCCAUCCCCUUCAGUGUGAGGGUAGAAAAUGGAAUAAGGUUAGAAGGGAUAUAGAGUAUGCUUUCCUACCCACAGUAAGGAUUUGGAGUUGACUUUGGUAUGUUGAGUAAAUUUGAAAAUAUUGUAAGAUUGACUGGAUGGGUCUACAACAAAGUUGUUCCACUCCCGUAUUAAGUCCAUUUUGUGCUGUUUCACUAGCUAGCAUCUAUACCCCACCUUACUUUUUGUCUUCGUCACAUUUAUCUUAUCCUUUGUCUCCAUAAAUUACAUUUGCAGUUGUUAGUCAUCAGAUGUUUUAGCCACCUACACAAAGGCAAACUGCAUUUAAAAAAAAAAAAAACUUUAUGAGAUAGAGGGAAAAUAUAUUCUUCCCUGUAUCACACUCCUCCCCACCAAAAGCAGCUAGUUAGUUCCCAUAAUUAGAAACUUUCUCCUUUCUCCCUUUUUUACUCAUCUUCAUUUGCCUGUAAUUUGCUUCAGUAAAUUAUUAUAGCAGUUUGCGAUAAAUUUUAAAAUAUUUUUCAUGGACUUAAGAUUUUUUCCUUUUGAGAAAAGGGGUGCUAGCAAAGUAAAGAGUUGGUUAAAGUAAACUAUCUUAUACUAGAUUCUUUUCCCUUUUCCUUUCUGCUCCUCAUACGUUUACUUCAUUGUCCUUCUAAGGAACUCUUAAUCUUAAAAUUCUACAUUUCGUACGCUUAAUCAAAUUCUGCUACCUUUUUAAUGACUCUUCCCACAGCAUAUUCUCCAUCUUGAAUUAGCAAUUCUAAAUUCUGAAAAUGUACUUGAUACAAAUAUUAUUUCUACAAGAUAUAGAAAUACAUCUUGUAGAAAUACAUCUUUCCCCUUGUUUGUUGUGGUUGCCCAGGGUUAUUUUGCAAAAUUGAGACUUAAUAUGCUUCAGAGAGUUUAGAUAAACACUGGCCAAGAUUACUGGGAGUAAAAAAUAGAUACAUUGAGGUAUGGAAAAGCAUUCACAUAGAGCACUUGAACUUCCUUAGAACCUGUUAGGAGAAAAAAAUAUAAAGAGUGUACUAAACCUAACUAAGGUUAUUACAGUCUGGCUGUUCGAAGCACCAUUUUUCCCUCCUGUCUUUUUCCCACUUUCCAGUGUACUCAAGAAAAUUGAAAAAGUGUAAUGAAUCAGUUUAAAAUAUUUUAUUUCCUAGAAGCCUUUUUUGCCUGUUGUAAUAUGCAGGACCCUUCUCCUUUGAUGGGAGAGACAGGUAGUUACCUGAAUCUAGGUUGAAAAGGUUAUGUAAAAAGAAAUUAUAAUAAAAGGGAUACUCUGCUUUUCAAA
This is a messenger RNA of Balaenoptera ricei (Rice's whale), 5203 nucleotides long. It is a transcript of the gene ZFP91, whose product is annotated as ZFP91 zinc finger protein, atypical E3 ubiquitin ligase. Bases 105 to 1820 code for a protein of 571 amino acids. NCBI's taxonomy places the organism in Eukaryota, Metazoa, Chordata, Mammalia, Artiodactyla, Balaenopteridae. Gene Ontology annotation, cellular component: nucleus. The record is from RefSeq and is a predicted model, not a curated record. The transcript has 11 exons. Gene Ontology annotation, biological process: regulation of transcription by RNA polymerase II.